Coniosporium apollinis CBS 100218 is the source of this 927-nucleotide messenger RNA. RefSeq lists its product as uncharacterized. The coding region runs from base 1 to 927 and encodes 308 amino acids. NCBI's taxonomy places the organism in Eukaryota, Fungi, Ascomycota, Dothideomycetes. The record is from RefSeq and is a predicted model, not a curated record. The transcript has 3 exons.
AUGGUCGCAGCGAUAUCGCCGGCCCUCGCGCCGCUUGACGGCCAGAAGCCCAAGGAUCCACAGCAGCAGACGCUUCAGCUGCUCGAACAAUACCGUCUCGAACUUGACGAGCUCAAGAGAGACUUCAGCGCACGACUCAGCCAUGUCGAGCAAACACUCGCGACGCUUGUCGAUCGCCAACAACUACCACAAGCCGAACAAUCUCUAGACGCCCAUCUGCAAGCGAUCCUAGAUGGCGAGCCUUCAGACGGCUCGCCAGACGGCUCGCCAGAUCCCCAGGCCGACCUCCGUCCCUGGCGCUCGCACCCACCGCUCCUGGUCCCGCAGAACACCCGCCUCGCAGAUAUAGCCCUACCCGAGGGCCUCGAAACCUCCGAAUCUUCGGAUAACGAAGCCGACGGUGCCGCCCUCUCCAAAGCCCCAACCAUCGUCCCCAUCCCCGGCAAGACCCACGCGGCGGAGCCGUCAUGGCGCGCGCCCGCGACCAUUGCUCCGCGACUGACUAUGGAGCCGGAGCCCGUAGCCGACGGUCAGGCACUCAUGGAGAAGAACGAGAUCAGGCCGGCACCGCAGCACACUCCGCCGCCAUCGCCGGAACUAAAGACGAAGCCCCCGAAGUUCCCCUCCUGGCGGGGCCGCAGGAACAGCACGCGCAUCGCGGAUGUCGAGAGACAGCUUUCUGUCCUUACGGAGCAGGUUGCUACUCUGGAACUGGAGAAGCAGAAAUUGAGACGGAGGAGCCCGCCUAAGGUGGCGCGGCAGGGCAAAGGGGUUGGAGUGGGUGAUGGAGUGGAGCCGUCGUCGUCGGGUGCGGAGACGGAGUUUGGGAGCAGCGAUGCUGAUGAGAUUCUCGAGCACGUGCGGUCCAGGCCACAACGGUGUCGAGGCGCGAGCUUAGGGUUGGCGAUGAGUUUGCCUGGGCAUUAA